Messenger RNA from Drosophila grimshawi, 3800 nucleotides. RefSeq names its product mothers against decapentaplegic homolog 4 (gene Med). NCBI's taxonomy places the organism in Eukaryota, Metazoa, Arthropoda, Insecta, Diptera, Drosophilidae. Gene Ontology annotation, biological process: SMAD protein signal transduction; BMP signaling pathway; regulation of transcription by RNA polymerase II. Gene Ontology annotation, molecular function: DNA-binding transcription factor activity, RNA polymerase II-specific; RNA polymerase II cis-regulatory region sequence-specific DNA binding; I-SMAD binding. Gene Ontology annotation, cellular component: heteromeric SMAD protein complex. The transcript has 9 exons. The record is from RefSeq and is a predicted model, not a curated record. Bases 782 to 3184 code for a protein of 800 amino acids.
AAACUGGCUAUGGAUGUGCGGAAAAUUAUUUAGUGCAUUUUUGGUGCCGAAAAUUAAGUCGCUGCAAUUGAUAUAAAAAAAAGUACAAAAGUGCCAACACAAAGAAACAAACUUGUAGUCAAUCAUCAACAGCUUAACUCUAUAUAUGUGUGUGUGUGUGUUAAAGAGUUUCUGUUGCUGCUGCUGCUGCAGCCGGACGUAUUGAGUGAAGAAGCAGAAAGAAGAGGAGAAGCAAAGGAGGAGCAGGUGGAGGAAGAGGAGGAGAAGUAAGAGCAGAAAGAGCACUCGUACUCCUAGCUGCAUCGAAAAGCCUCACUGUAAUUACAGCCAGCUUUGUGGGAGUUCAAGUUUAACAGCGCGCGCGUCUGUGUGCGUGUGUGCAUGUGUGUGUAUGUUCACAAAACAACUUCGAUGUGUGUGUGUGUGGCACCCCCAAAGGCGCUCUGCAAGAACGCACUGAUGUAAAGUUAAAGCAACAACAACAACAACAAUAACAGCAACAACAACAUCACUGUAAAGUUGUCAGUGGAUAGAGGGAGAGCGGGAGAGUGGGACAACAACGGUCGCUGACUUGCCGUUUGUUUUGUGCGCACAUUCGCGUGCUUGUUGUCUUUGUUUGCUGCACUUUCGGUUGGCGCUGCUCGUUUGCAACGCUUUCCAGCCAGCCAGCUUCGCCUUGUGGCCAUCAGCUGGAUACGGAUUUUGUGACGGCGGCGACACCAACAACGCCGAAGUGGAUGCCCAUGCACGCGGUGGCCUGGGCAUUGCCCAGGACUUUGGCAUGGCCGGACCGGCCACUGGUCCCCCAGCCCAUAUGUACGGCGCCAUAGCGCAGCAGGACAUUAUUGUGCGGGACAUGGUGCAAAUGCCGCCGCCGCCGCCGUCGAAUGCGCCAACGUCAGCGGAUGCAUGUUUGAGCAUUGUGCACUCGCUGAUGUGUCAUCGGCAGGGCGGGGAGAGCGAGGGAUUCGCGAAGCGGGCGAUCGAAUCGCUCGUGAAGAAGCUGAAGGAGAAACGCGACGAAUUGGACUCUCUGAUAACGGCAAUAACAACGAAUGGAGCCCAUCCCAGCAAAUGCGUCACCAUUCAGCGCACGCUCGACGGCCGCCUGCAGGUCGCCGGUCGCAAGGGCUUUCCGCAUGUGAUCUAUGCUCGGAUCUGGCGCUGGCCCGAUCUGCACAAGAACGAGCUGAAGCAUGUGAAGUACUGCGCCUUUGCGUUCGAUCUCAAGUGCGACUCGGUGUGCGUGAAUCCCUACCACUAUGAGCGGGUCGUCUCGCCGGGCAUCGAUCUGUCGGGGCUCAGUCUGCAGUCGGGGCCCAGUCGCCUGGUCAAGGAUGAAUACUCAGCCGGCUCACUCGUCGGCAGCAUGGACAUCGAUGGCAACGACAUCGGCACCAUACAGCAUCAUCCCACGCAGAUGGUCGGCCCGGGUGGCUAUGGCUAUCCGCCCCAGGGGCCCGGACCAGGUGAAUACGUCACCGAUGCUAAUCAAAUGAGUGCAAUGUUUGCUGCCGGGCGCGCAAUACCAAAAAUUGAGCCAACGGACGGUGCCGGGCCGCGCAGUUCGUGGAUGGUGCAGCAGCAGCAACAGCAGCAGCAGCCACCGCCGCGACUCAGCCAGGCUCAGGCCCAGCAGCAGCAGCAGGCAGCGCCGCAACAGCAGCAGCCACAAUCCCAAUCCCAGCCAGCGCCGCACACUCUUUCCGUACCUCAUGGCAUGCCGGGUAUGGGUGCCAUGAAUCCUGGCCCCGGUGCAGUUAUGGCGCCGCCACCCCCGCCCACACAAGCACAGAACGCCCAAGGCAAUGGCGUGCAUCAUGCCCAGACCAGCUCACCCACAGACGCCGCCACGCUGGCAGCCAUGCAACAGCAGCAGCAGCAACAGCAGCCACCGCCAGGUGGUGGUGGAGUCGGCGGCGGCGGCGGAGCCAAUGGACCCAAUACCGUUCCCAGCAAUUCCACUGGAUCCGCUGGCAGCGCUGCCCAAUACUAUGGAGCCCCGCCCACCGGCACACAAAUGCAAAAUGUCGGCAACGAUGUCAGCAAGUUUGGCAACAAUGCCGGUGGCAGCAACGCGGGUCCGUCUACAGUGCACGCCCAACAGCAACAGAAUGGCUACGUGCCCCAGUCGAAUGCCCAAGGCACGGGCGCCGGUAGCUAUGGUUCGACGCAGGCGACAUCUGGACAGCAGCAGCAGCAGCAACAACAGCAGGCAACCGCUGGCAAUCAGGCGAAUGCGGGUGGAGCUGUGGGGCAGACCAGUGGCGGGGGCGGUGGCGCUGGCGGUGGCACAGGCGGCACCUGGACCGGACCCAAUACACUCACCUACACACAGUCCAUGCAACCGCCCGAUCCGCGCUCCAUGCCGGGCAGCUACUGGAACUCAACGCUGGGAGGGGAUCUGGGUUCGCCGCAGCAGGCGCCGCAACAGCAGCAACAGCAGCAGCAGCAACAACAACAGCAGCAGCAGCCGCGUCUGCUGUCGCGUCAACCGGCACCGGAAUACUGGUGCUCCAUUGCGUACUUUGAGCUGGACACACAGGUGGGCGAAACGUUCAAAGUGCCGUCAGCCAAGCCAAAUGUCAUCAUCGAUGGCUACGUGGAUCCGUCGGGCGGCAAUCGUUUCUGUCUGGGCGCCCUCAGCAAUGUGCAUCGCACCGAGCAGUCCGAGCGUGCCAGGCUGCAUAUUGGCAAGGGUGUUCAGCUGGAUUUGCGGGGCGAGGGCGAUGUCUGGCUGCGCUGCCUCAGCGAUAACUCUGUGUUCGUACAAAGCUACUAUCUGGAUCGCGAGGCGGGUCGAACGCCGGGCGAUGCAGUGCACAAAAUCUAUCCAGCAGCAUGCAUAAAAGUGUUUGACUUGCGACAAUGCCAUCAGCAGAUGCACUCGCUGGCCACCAACGCACAAGCCGCUGCUGCAGCGCAAGCAGCUGCCGUCGCUGGUGUCUCCAAUCAACAAAUGGGCGGCGGUGGCAGAAGCAUGACGGCUGCCGCUGGCAUUGGUGUGGAUGAUCUGCGUCGAUUGUGCAUACUGCGACUGAGCUUUGUGAAGGGCUGGGGACCUGAUUAUCCACGUCAAUCGAUUAAGGAGACGCCCUGCUGGAUUGAGGUGCAUCUGCAUCGGGCGCUCCAGCUGCUCGACGAGGUGCUGCAUGCCAUGCCCAUCGAUGGAGCCGCUGCCUGAGUGGCGAGUGGAGUAGAGUGGAGCUGUCCAACUCACCGAACACAUACACAUAUACACAAAGCAUAUUUAUUAUUCAUAGCAGCGCAACAAGCAAAGAAGAUAUGGGAUAGAAGCGGACAGAGGAGGAAGAGGAUAGAUGGAAGGAGCACAGCACGUCUAAAUGUUAGUUUAAGAUUUAAAGUUUUUGAGCAGCGUUCGUUAAGUUAAGAGCCGAGUGCAAACAGAAGAGAGUAUGAAAUAUUUAGCUUUGAUUUGCAAUUACAAUUAUGAUUAUGUUUGCCUUUAAUUAUUUAAUAAUAAUUUUUAUAAAAAAUUUAAACAUCAGCUAUAAAACGUUAAGCGACUAGUUUUAUGUACCAUAUUCAGACAGAUCCAUAUAAACCACACACAAACACAUCUAUAUAUACACAUGCAUAAUAUAUAUAUAUUUGAUAACUGACUUGCGGCACACCAUUUGAUGUCACUCCUCCUGCCACACACCACAAUCCACACCCCAAAAAACACACACAGCAUUAGACAACAACUACAGCCGCAUCAGAACAUAGAAAGAGAAAUAUCGAAGGCAAGUAAAGAAAGUAGUUGUAAUAUAAAUGUAAUAAACAGAGCAUAAAUUAAA